ACACAUUCGACGGUUUAAAUUUUCGACCACACCAAUGACCAACCAACCUCCCCUUAACCAUGGUUAGAAACGCAGCUGGGGUUCAUGGGCCACCCCGACUCUAGGGUACAUUUGCAGCUCCGACCCCCAGAUCUGAUCCGCUUAAAGCUAGGGUUUCGAUCUCGAAGCUUUCUACCCCGAUCUGAUCCUGAUUUUUGUGUGUGCAAACGUCCGAAAUUGUUUUCUGAAAGCGGAACACAACUGGUGCGAGAAUGGAGACGCAGAGGAUUAUAGAAUUUCCGCACAAGAACAUGGAGAAACGCCCCCGGAAGAGACCUCGGCUGGCAUGGGACGUGAUGCCCCCUCCUCUUCCUCCUCCCAAGGUCCUUCCAGUAAUAUAUUGUGGGCAGGAAUUUAUAAAUGGAGCAGGCUCUAAUCACGCAUUCCCUUCUGUAUAUUACAAAGGACUUCCUCUUAAUGGAUCCUCCCCUCCAUGGCGACCUGAUGAUAAAGAUGGUCACUAUGUUUUUGCAAUUGGAGAGAAUUUAACUCCUCGCUACAGGAUUCUCAGCAAAAUGGGUGAAGGUACAUUUGGACAAGUUUUGGAAUGUUUGGACUAUGAGAGGAAAGAAGUUGUGGCUAUUAAAGUUGUCCGAUCCAUACACAAGUAUCGAGAAGCAGCCAUGAUUGAAAUUGACGUUCUACAGAAGCUUGCAAGGCAUGAUAUUGGUGGCACUCGUUGUGUACAAAUACGGAAUUGGUUUGACUAUCGUAAUCAUAUUUGUAUUGUAUUUGAGAAGCUUGGGCCAAGCUUAUACGAUUUUCUUCGCAAAAACAGCUACCGAUCUUUUCCCAUUGAUCUUGUUCGGGAGCUUGGCAGACAACUUUUGGAGUCUGUAGCAUUCAUGCAUGAUUUACGGCUCAUUCACACUGAUCUGAAGCCAGAGAAUAUUCUUCUUGUCUCCUCAGAAUGUGUAAAAGUGCCAGAUUGUAAGUUUCUAUCACGGUCCACUAAAGAUGAUUCCUUUUUCAAGAAUUUGCCCAAAUCAAGUGCCAUUAAGCUCAUUGAUUUUGGGAGUACAACAUUUGAACAUCAGGAUCACAACUAUGUGGUGUCAACAAGACAUUAUCGGGCCCCAGAGGUUAUAUUGGGUCUUGGAUGGAAUUAUCCCUGUGAUUUAUGGAGCGUGGGUUGCAUACUUGUUGAACUUUGUUCUGGGGAGGCUCUCUUUCAAACACAUGAGAACUUGGAACAUCUUGCCAUGAUGGAGAGGGUUUUGGGACCGCUACCCCAACACAUGGUGGUUCGAGCCGACAGACGCCAUGCUGAGAAGUAUUUCAGGAGGGGUGCACGGUUGGAUUGGCCUGGAGGCGCAACUUCGAGAGAAAGCAUGAGGGCAGUUUGGAAAUUGCCCCGUCUUCAGAACUUGGUAAUGCAGCAUGUGGAUCAUUCUGCCGGUGAUCUGAUUGAUCUCUUGCAAAGGCUCCUCCGAUAUGAACCAGCGGAGCGUCUUAAAGCCAGGGAAGCCCUAAGACAUCCCUUCUUCACCAGAGAUUCCAGGAGAUGUGGCUAUUCAUUCUUGUAAAAUUGAAGCUUUGUCAAAUUUGUUUGCAUUAAAAGUGAAAAAAAAAAAAAAAGUUGGGAGUAGAAGAUGUAUUGGCCCAUUAUACUCUAUAAUUCUAUAUUGAAUUGUUCCAUCAUCACUGUAUAUAGCGGAGUGUAUAACCUCACUUGCCCUCCAGAUCGUCAUCUUUUUCUUUUGAAGACUGCUAAAAUUUCUGGCUUAUUGUACUCUUGUGGUGGAGAUUAUUAUUAUUAUUAUAAUUAUUUUUUAGCAUC
This is a messenger RNA of Malania oleifera, 1819 nucleotides long. RefSeq names its product serine/threonine-protein kinase AFC1. Gene Ontology annotation, cellular component: nucleus. Gene Ontology annotation, biological process: protein phosphorylation. The coding region runs from base 252 to 1565 and encodes 437 amino acids. Gene Ontology annotation, molecular function: protein kinase activity; ATP binding. NCBI's taxonomy places the organism in Eukaryota, Viridiplantae, Streptophyta, Magnoliopsida, Santalales, Ximeniaceae. The transcript has 12 exons. The record is from RefSeq and is a predicted model, not a curated record.